AUGGCACAAGGAUUCAAACCAGCAAAGCCGAAGAAGGCGGCCGCAUCGCCAAAGUCCAACUCCAGGACAAAGACCGGUCCUAAGCGCGGCCCUCGAGUCAUUGCACCAAGGAAGGCGGCAGCAGUGCGUACCGCCAAGACAAAGCAAAAGCAGACGGCCUCCAUCACAGCGAGGAUCGAGCAAGAAAUGGUCGGCCGCGCGUCGAAGGGCGGACCCCUCACCAUCAUGAAGAAGGCCGCAGACGGUGAUGCAGACGACAAGAAGAAGAACCUCAACAAGAAGUAG
This is a messenger RNA of Kalmanozyma brasiliensis GHG001, 285 nucleotides long. RefSeq lists its product as uncharacterized. The record is from RefSeq and is a predicted model, not a curated record. Lineage: Eukaryota; Fungi; Basidiomycota; Ustilaginomycetes; Ustilaginales. The coding region runs from base 1 to 285 and encodes 94 amino acids. The transcript is spliced from 2 exons.